CGACGGAUCCCGACUCGUCUCCUGAGUGGCCGGGAUAGUUACGUAGCUUUGGAUAGUGACCGACGAAAUCGCACUGAGCUGGGGCGCAUUUGUUUUACUAUUGACGACGGAUGGGAUGUCACGAGGAUAUGCUCAGACAUGCUCACGACCUUAAGCAACUGAGCCAGCUUGGCGCGUGCUCAGUUCCCUCCCACUGCACCCUACAACCAUGGCCGACCUCUCAUACACUCCGCUCGACCAGAUCGACCAGAUCCACGCAGACGCCAACGCUGCGUUCAGAACGGGCAAGACGAAGUCGAUUGCGUACCGCAAGUACCUGCUGCUGCAGCUCGCGUAUCUUGUCAAGGACAACGAGAAAGCCAUCGUCGAUGCGCUCGGGAAGGACCUGGGCAGACACUCGAUGGAAACCUACAUCCUCGAGAUCAACACGUCCCUCGCCGAGAUCAUGGAGGCGCACGAUAAUGUGGAGAGCUGGGCCAAGCCCGAGAAGCCGCCCAUGACGUUCAACUUCGUGUUCAUGAACCCGCGCGUGCUCAAGCAGCCCAAGGGCGCCGUGCUCAUCAUCAGCCCCUUCAACUUCCCGCUGUGGCUCCUCAUCUCUCCGCUGGCGGGUGCGCUCGCGGCGGGCAACACGGUCGUUUUCAAGCCCUCGGAAGCUGCGCCCCACUUUGCGUCUCUGAUGACGGAGCUGUUCCCCAAGUACAUCGAGCCCGCGGUGGUGUCUGUUGUGAAUGGCGCCAUACCGGAGACCAGUAAGCUUCUCGCGCUUCCCUGGGGACAUAUUCUUUACACCGAUGUCGAAUUACCAGGUGCUGACGUCAAAUACAAACAGCUGGGUGGGAAAUCACCGGUGUUCAUCGACCCGUCGAGCGACCUUGAUCUCGCCGCCCGGCGUGUGAUGUGGGGCAAAUUCUCUAACGCAGGGCAGACCUGUGUCGCGCCGGAUUACGUGCUGGUCCCGCGCUCCGGGCAGGACGCUUUCAUCGCUGCGCUCAAGAAGAACUACGAGCAGUUCUGGCCUGAGACGAAGACGGGCGAGGUGCCGAAGGAUGCGUCCAGGAUGAUCCACGCGGGCGCGUACAAGCGCGUGAGCGGCCUGCUGGCGGCGAGCAAGGGCACGGUCGUUGCAGGCGGCCAGACGAAGGAGUCUGAGAUGUACAUUGCGCCCACGAUCAUCAAAGAUGUCAAGUGGGAUGACUCGCUUAUGAGUGAAGAGCUGUUCGGGCCGCUGCUGCCUAUCGUGCCCAUCGAUUCGGUGGAAGAGGGCAUCGCCUAUGUGAACGCCAAUGACCACCCGCUGGCGUUGUAUGUCUUCUCCCAGGAUGACGCCUACAAGCAGAAAGUGUUCGAUAACACGACCAGUGGAUCUUGCGCAGCUAACGAGACGCUCCUCAUUGCCGGAGUGACGGGACUGCCGUUCGGCGGAAUCGGUCCUAGCGGAUCUGGCGGAUACCACACUGGCAAAUGGGGCUUUGACAUGUUCACGCAUUUCCGGGCCACGAUCGACACCCCGGGCUGGAUCGACAAGCUUCUCUCGUUCCGCUUCCCGCCAUACACCGACAAGAAGGCUGCGAUGCUGCAGUCUCGGCUGGGUGUGAAGCUCCCCGCGCGACCGCAGGCGCCGCCCGCGAUCACCGCUGCUGCCAAAGGCGGGCUGAGCAAAUGGUUUUUGUUUGCUCUUGCUUUCGCAGUCGUGGGCGCGCUGACAAAGACGAAGAGCGGACUCAAGCCUCUGCUGAUGUGGCGGAAGUGAUUGGCUGGCGAUCGUGAUCGUUAAAUGCGUGUGUAUUAGGACUAUUUCAAAUGCUGCGUAACGUAUAC
Messenger RNA from Mycena citricolor, 1821 nucleotides. The record is from the annotation of a GenBank genome assembly. NCBI's taxonomy places the organism in Eukaryota, Fungi, Basidiomycota, Agaricomycetes, Agaricales, Mycenaceae.